Molecule: messenger RNA, 2142 nt
Organism: Ictalurus punctatus (channel catfish)
Lineage: Eukaryota; Metazoa; Chordata; Actinopteri; Siluriformes; Ictaluridae
Gene: nelfcd
Product: negative elongation factor complex member C/D
Exons: 15
Coding region: 16-1854 (612 amino acids)
Biological process (GO): negative regulation of transcription elongation by RNA polymerase II
Cellular component (GO): nucleus; NELF complex
Molecular function (GO): RNA binding
Source: RefSeq, a predicted model, not a curated record
CAUAUGACGUAAUAUAUGUGCGCCAACUCUUUAGAGUCUGGCAUGAUUGUAAAGCAACCUGUAAAAACAUUUUUUUUUUUUAAAGUUAGGCGCAUUGCUUUACGAGGUGUAACUAUGGAUGAAUACUAUAGCGGUGCUGGAGAGUGGGAUGGGCAAGAGGCUCAUGCGGAAGAAGACGGCUACGCGGACACCGAGGCAGACGAUAAAGUCCAGGAGGAAUGCUUGCAGAAGUUCUCCAGUAGGGACUACAUCAUGGAGCCCACAGUGUUUAACACGCUGAAAUCCUAUUUCCAGGCAGGUGGUUCUCCUGAGCACGUUAUUCAACUCCUGUCUGAGAAUUAUUCUGCUGUGGCCCAAACAGUGAACCUGCUGGCUGAGUGGCUCAUUCAGAUGGGCGUGGAGCCAGCUCAGGUGCAGGAACGAGUAGAGAACCAUCUGAAGAGCCUCCUCAUCAAACACUUUGACCCACAAAAAGCUGACUCUAUUUUCACAGUAGAGGGAGAGACACCAGCAUGGUUAGAGCAAAUGAUUGCUCACACUACAUGGAGAGAUCUCUUUUACAAACUAGCGGAAGCUCAUCCAGACUGCUUAAUGCUCAACUUUACUGUUAAGCUGAUCUCGGAUGCAGGAUACCAAGGGGAGAUCACAAGUGUAUCUACAGCCUGUCAGCAGCUGGAAGUUUUCUCUCGAGUGUUGCGUACCUCUCUGUCCACACUGCUUGAUGGAGGAGAACAAAACCUAGAGAAAAACCUACCUGAGUUUGCUAAGAUGGUGUGUCAUGGUGAGCACACAUACCUUUUUGCUCAAGCCAUGAUGUCCAUUCUAGCACAGGAGGAGCAGGGCGGAUCGGUUGUGCGUCGCAUUGGGCAGGAAGUGCAGAAGUUUGCCCUUCAAAGUGGUCAUGAUGCGAGUCAGAUCACAUUGGCACUAGGGACAGCGGCAGCAUACCCACGUGCCUGCCAGGCUCUUGGUGCAAUGCUCUCCAAAGGAGCACUUAAUCCUGCAGAUAUCACAGUUCUUUUCAAGAUGUUCAGCAGUAUGGACCCUCCGCCCGUGGAACUGAUCCGUGUUCCAGCCUUCCUGGAUCUGUUCAUGCAGUCUUUAUUUAAACCUGGAGCCAAGAUAAACCAGGAUCACAAACACAAAUAUAUCCACAUUCUGGCCUAUGCAGCCAGUGUGGUGGAAACAUGGAAGAAGAGCAAGCGUGUAAAUAUCAAUAAGGAUGAGCUGAAGUCCACUUCCAAAGCCAUUGAGACUGUUCAUAAUUUGUGCUGUAAUGAGAAUAAAGGAGCUACAGAGCUAGUGGCAGAACUCAGCACUCUGUACCAGUGCAUCAGGUUUCCAGUAGUAGCAAUGGGGGUAUUAAAGUGGGUUGAUUGGACUGUGUCAGAACCUCGUUACUUUCAGCUGCAGACAGAUCACACCCCCAUCCAUUUGGCCUUAUUGGAUGAGAUUAGUACAUGCCAUCAGCUCCUACACCCGCAGGUGCUGCAGCUGCUUGUCAAACUCUUUGAAACAGAACAUUCCCAACUUGACGUCAUGGAACAGCUGGAGCUGAAGAAGACUUUGCUUGAUCGCAUGGUUCACCUUUUAAGUCGAGGCUAUGUCCUGCCUGUUGUCAGCUACAUGCGUAAAUGCCUGGAGAAACUCAAUACAGACAUCUCGCUUAUCAGAUAUUUUGUAACAGAGGUUCUGGAUGUGAUCACUCCACCAUAUACCUCUGACUUUGUUCAGCUGUUUUUACCAAUUCUGGAGAACGACAGUAUAGCUGGAACCAUCCGCACUGAAGGGGAGCAUGAUCCUGUGACUGAAUUCAUUGCACACUGCAAAUCCAAUUUCAUCAUGAUAAACUGAGACCAGCCAACACAUCUAACCUGCAGAAACCUUCCAGUUGUUUUAAGCCGAGAAGACCAGGAUUGUAAUGUCCAAUCAAGAGGCCAGUGACAACUCAUUGGCAUCAACAUAUGCAGUUUAGAAUAAAAGCACAUUGAGAGACAAUUGUUAAACACAAUGUAAGUUAUUGUAAAAGUUAGCUUUUUAUUAUUGAAAUGUGCUUUAUGGUAAGAAUCCAUUGUGACCAUUUUGAUUAUACCUUUUCUUUGUGCAUGAUAUUUCUUUCAAUAAAAAAAGGAAAUUGGUUAA